CCCAAACAAUAACAUAUGAACUCUAUAAAUAGAUGAGCUUCAAGAGAUUUAGUGUCCUAAUGAACAAAAAAAUGAUUUAAAUAAAAGUAAAAAAUAAAAAUAGAAAGUCCAACGAAACGAAGAGUUUCUUUCCUUAUUCUCUUUAUGACAUUAAAAGAAAACGGAAAAAAAAAAAAAAAAGAACCUAAGAAAACUCCAAUUCCUCCGUCGUAGACCGCCCCGGUCACCACUUUAACUGCCUCCAUAACCACCCGUGACUCUUGUUUUCCUCUCCCCGUGAUUCAGCUUUCUCCAUUUUCGGCCAUUAUCACCACUACCCUUAAUCUCUCUCUCUCUCCACAUUCUCCAUUAUAAAUAUCCCAUUUCCAUUUCCCACAAAAAUGGUCCCCAGAAAAACCCAUUUCCCCAUUUCCAAAUCCACUCUCCUUUUCCUCUCCAUGGCUUCCCUCUCCUUCCUCUCUUUCCUCUCCCUUUUCUCCUUCUUUCUCUCUCUCUCCUCCGCCGCCCGCCACCGCCACCACCACCUCUCAACCCAUUUCACCAACCCACCUUCCAUUGACGGCAUCCUUCACGCCUGCAAGGCCACCCGUUUCCCCGAUCAAUGCGGAUCUUCCCUUUCUCAUUCCUCUCUCCCUCCAAAUCCCUCCCCUCUCCAGAUCCUCCAAUCCGCCGUCUCUCUCUCAUCCGACGGUUUAUCCACCGCCCAAUCUAUGGUCAAACAAAUCCUCGAUUCCUCUGCCAAGAAUCUCAAUCGCACCACCGCCGCCAAGAAUUGCCUUGAGGUUCUCCGGAAUUCCGAUUACCGUAUUUCUCUCACCAACGACGCUCUCCGCCGUGGUCGGACCAAGGAUGCCCGCGCCUGGCUGAGCGCCUCCCUUCUCUACCAUUACGAUUGCUGGUCCGCUCUCAAGUACGCUAACGACACUCAAUUAGUAGAUAAAACCAUGGCGUUUCUCGAUUCUCUCAUCGGUCUCUCCAGUAACGCGCUGAGUAUGUUGGUGGCUUACGACAUUUACGGGAAUGAUACGGCGGCGUGGACUCCGCCGAGGACGGAGCGGGAUGGAUUCUGGGAAGGCGGUGGUGGUGGAUCCGGGUUGGGGUUUAGCGGUGGGUUUCCGUCAAAGAUGGCGGCUGAUGCGACGGUGUGCAAGGAUGGCGCUGGGGGAUGUUACGGAACUGUUCAGGAAGCUGUGGAUGCGGCGCCGGAGAAUGCGGCGGCGCGUAGGUUUGUGAUUCAUAUUAAGGAAGGUGUUUAUGAGGAAAUCGUGAGGGUUCCGUUAGAGAAGAAGAAUGUGGUAUUUUUAGGAGAUGGGAUGGGCAAAACAGUAAUUACGGGCUCACUUAAUGUGGGCCAGCCUGGGCUUUCCACUUACAACACUGCCACUGUUGGAGUACUUGGUGAUGGCUUCAUGGCUAGCGGUCUCACCAUUCAAAACACGGCCGGGCCUGAUGCCCAUCAAGCUGUGGCCUUUAGAUCAGAUAGUGAUCUCUCAGUCAUUCAAGAUUGUGAGUUUAUUGGCAACCAAGAUACUCUCUAUGCCCACUCCCUUCGCCAAUUCUACAAAUCUUGUAAGAUUCAAGGCAAUGUAGAUUUCAUCUUUGGAAACUCUGCUUCCAUCUUCCAAGAUUGCGAAAUCCUAGUUCGUCCCCGACAGCUCAAGCCUGAGAAAGGCGAAAACAACGCCAUCACUGCCCAGGGCAGGACCGACCCUGCUCAAUCGACUGGUUUUGUGUUCCAGAACUGCCUCAUAAAUGGCACUCAGGAGUACAUGUCAUUGUACUACAGUAAGCCUAAAGUGCAUAAGAACUUCUUGGGGAGGCCAUGGAAGGAGUACUCGAGGACGGUCUUCAUACAUUGUAAUCUCGAGUCUCUUGUCACGCCGGCGGGGUGGAUGCCAUGGAGUGGGGACUUUGCUUUGAAGACUCUCUUCUAUGGAGAGUUUGAGAAUUCAGGAGUAGGGUCGAAGACGUCGGAGAGAGUCGGGUGGAGUAGUCAGAUUCCAGCACAACAUGUUUUUAGUUACUCUGUUCAGAAUUUCAUUCAGGGAGAUGAAUGGAUUCCUUCAUCUCAGACAUCUAAUGAACCAAAAAUGUUGAACAAGAAAAGUAAAGAUGUGAAAUUAGAUUAGAUUUGCAAAUCCUUUGUAAUUACAAACCUUUCUAUGGAACUACAAAUUAUUAGUCUACAUAAAACUAUCAAUUAAUCCACCACUCAUCUUUUUCUUAUUUUCA
Molecule: messenger RNA, 2232 nt
Organism: Benincasa hispida (wax gourd)
Lineage: Eukaryota; Viridiplantae; Streptophyta; Magnoliopsida; Cucurbitales; Cucurbitaceae
Product: Plant invertase/pectin methylesterase inhibitor superfamily
Biological process (GO): cell wall modification
Molecular function (GO): pectinesterase activity; enzyme inhibitor activity
Source: RefSeq, a predicted model, not a curated record